Cucurbita pepo subsp. pepo (vegetable marrow) is the source of this 1080-nucleotide messenger RNA. NCBI's taxonomy places the organism in Eukaryota, Viridiplantae, Streptophyta, Magnoliopsida, Cucurbitales, Cucurbitaceae. The record is from RefSeq and is a predicted model, not a curated record.
CUUUCAGCUAACGGAAAAGAGGGCAAUGGAAAUGGAAAUGGAGAUCCUAAAGAUGAACAGUUCGGUAAAGAUCCUAAACAUGGACCAUUGGGGGAAGAUCAUAAUCAUGAACCGUUAGGGGAAGAGCCUACAGAUCAACUGUUGGUUGAAGAUCAUAAUCAUGAACCGUUAGGGGAAGUUCCUACCGAUCAACUGUUGGUUGAAGAUCAUAAUCAUGAACCGUUAGGGGAAGUUCCUACCGAUCAACCGUUGGGUGAACAUCAUAAACAUGAACCGUUGGGGGAAGAUAAUACUGAAGAACAAUCAAAUGAAGUCAUUUACCCUCCUAAUGGUGAACAAGAAGUCGUUUGUCAACAAAUUUUAGUUGCUUCAACUCCACACCAACUCAUUGUUACUGAACCAGAAAUCGAAGAACAACAGAGUGCAACUUCAAUUAGAACCGAAAUUGUGAAAAGUGUGCUCUAUGGCGGUUUAACUGAACUCAUAGCAAGCUUAGGCAUUGUCACAUCUUCAGCAAGCACAGGUGCUACCACCGGAAAAACAGUAGCUCUUUCACUAUCAAACUUGAUUAUUGGACUGUUUGUGAUGAGCUAUAGAAUAUCAAAACAUUGGAUAAACGGCCAGGAAAGUGGAGCUGAUGAACAAAGAGAGGAAGAAGUGGAUACAUAUGAACAAGUGUUUGGAGAUAGACAAAACCAUCGUCUUCAUUUGACAGUGGCUAUCAUUUCAUUCCUGAUAUUAGGCUUGGUGCCCCCUCUCCUUUAUGGCUUCACAUUUCGUAAGCCAGAGGACAAAUUUCUCAAGAUUCCAACAGUCACAAUAGUCUCUGUUCUAUGUAUUGGAUUGCUUGGUGUGGGUAAAGCUUACAUUGAGAAGCCAGAAAAUUGCCUUGUCUAUGUUCAUAUCAUUGGGGGAUGCAUAGCUGAUGCAAUUGGGACGUCGGCAGUGACAACUUUUGGAGGUGAGCUGAUUCAAAACUAUGUUGAUCGAGCUGGUUGGUUUGAUUUUGAACCGAACAAAGUUCCAACCUUGCUCCUACCAGGCAUGGAUUUUCGGUAUCAGACAUGGAGAUCCGUUUGA